Hipposideros armiger (great roundleaf bat) is the source of this 711-nucleotide messenger RNA. It is a transcript of the gene CRABP1, whose product is annotated as cellular retinoic acid binding protein 1. NCBI's taxonomy places the organism in Eukaryota, Metazoa, Chordata, Mammalia, Chiroptera, Hipposideridae. The coding region runs from base 91 to 504 and encodes 137 amino acids. Gene Ontology annotation, molecular function: lipid binding. The record is from RefSeq and is a predicted model, not a curated record. The transcript is spliced from 4 exons.
CGCGCUGGGCACAGAGCGCAGUCUCGGCUGUGCAGCUCCGAGCGCACCCUCCGCCUUCCCGCCGCCGUCCCCGCAAUCGCCGCCGCCAGCAUGCCCAACUUCGCCGGCACCUGGAAGAUGCGCAGCAGCGAGAACUUCGACGAGCUCCUGAAGGCCCUGGGUGUGAACGCCAUGCUGCGGAAGGUGGCCGUGGCGGCUGCGUCCAAGCCGCACGUGGAGAUCCGCCAGGACGGGGACCAGUUCUACAUCAAGACAUCCACCACUGUGCGCACCACCGAGAUCAACUUCAAGGUCGGAGAAGGCUUUGAGGAGGAGACGGUGGACGGACGCAAGUGCCGGAGUUUAGCCACUUGGGAGAGCGAGAACAAGAUCCACUGCACACAAACUCUCCUCGAGGGGGACGGCCCCAAAACCUACUGGACCCGGGAGCUGGCCAAUGACGAGCUCAUCCUGACGUUUGGCGCCGAUGACGUGGUCUGCACAAGAAUUUAUGUUCGGGAGUGAAGGCAGCCGGCUUGCUCCUGCUAUGGGGGUGCGAUGCAUGUCCCCCCAAGGAAUGUCAUAGGUCCGAGCUGCCAGUGGACGCCCCUCCCCAAGUCGACAUUAGGUGACCCCGCUUUCCCCACACCUGCCUGCGUUGUAGUGCUUCCCUCUGCCCCAGGCCAGUGCUCCAGGGCACUUGCUCGCUUUCACCCGUCAUUAAACUGGUUG